AUGUCAUCGGCUGAGCUGGAGGUUUUGGAAUAUCUGAACGGACACAAGGACGAGGUCAAGGGAUUGAAGAUUGUACGGGUGUCUGGAAGGGAAAUUCUGUACUCCUCGUCCAGGGACAAGAAGGUCUUCAGCUGGGACCUGCACAGCAAGAUCGACUCUGAGUUUGGGAAGAUACUGAAGCUGUAUGAUGGAGGGCAUAGCAAAAGGAUCAACGGGCUUGAUGUGUCCAAGGAUGGGAACAUGAUGGUGACUGUUGGGUCUGAUGGGAUAGGAAGGAUCUGGGAUACCGAGAGCAAGAAGUCGAUUCUCCUUGAGGGGCACGGCAGGGAUGUUCUAUGUGUAAGCAUCAAUAGCAACGACACGAAGAUAGUCACCGGGUCUGUUGACAGGACGAUGAAUCUCUACAACACAAAGGGGGAUCUUGUUCUGAAGAUGGGAAGGGACAUGGAGAUGAUGCAUCGGGGAUGGAUCAAUUGCGUUACAUUCCAUCCGACCGAGGAGAGCAUUCUUGCCAGCGGGUCUGCAGACGGGACUGUGAAGAUCUGGGAUCUGGAUACCCAGGAGCAUCUGCAGACGUAUCUUGGAGGAGCAUAUGUUGACUAUGAGAAGGCAAAGGAGAAGAAGACCAGUCCUGUUGACUACGACGAGUCAAAGAGUGUCACUGCGAUGGCGUUUUCGAAGGACGGGUCGAUUUUGACGUAUGGAGAGAAGAGUGGGAAGAUGUAUCUUGUGAAGGUGGACAGUAAGGAAUGCAUCCAGAGCUUUGAUGCAAUUGUUCCUGUCAGAUCGAUUGCUGUUGGGGAGACGGAGCCCGUGAUUGCCUUGGGGACGGACGAGUCUGUGAUCAUUUGGGAAACGAUCAGCUCGAGAGUCAUUGCAAGCUACAACCUUAAGGAGAUUGGAAAUGGGGUGCGAUGCCUGUCCUUGGCAUUUUCCGGAAGCACUCUCUACUGCGGGCUGUCCACUGGGGCUAUUGUUCCGCUGGAGCUUAGAAAGUCUGAUUAA
Encephalitozoon cuniculi GB-M1 is the source of this 1005-nucleotide messenger RNA. RefSeq lists its product as uncharacterized. The transcript has a single exon. NCBI's taxonomy places the organism in Eukaryota, Fungi, Microsporidia, Unikaryonidae. Gene Ontology annotation, molecular function: protein binding. Bases 1 to 1005 code for a protein of 334 amino acids. The record is from RefSeq and is marked provisional.